Molecule: messenger RNA, 1202 nt
Organism: Neurospora hispaniola
Lineage: Eukaryota; Fungi; Ascomycota; Sordariomycetes; Sordariales; Sordariaceae
Product: regulator of Vps4 activity in the MVB pathway-domain-containing protein
Exons: 3
Coding region: 99-998 (299 amino acids)
Biological process (GO): protein transport
Source: RefSeq, a predicted model, not a curated record
AGGGCACUGAAAAGUGGUCAGGAGGUGGGAUUGUGAAUGGAACAUAAAUCAUUGUUUUUCACAGCAAGCACCCUCAAACCACCCUAAACACAUCAAGAAUGCCUCCCGCAGGAGCUGCCUUUGUGGCCAAACUCAAAGUUCAGCUGAAACUGGCUAUUGCCAGAUUGCGCAUGGUCCAGAAACGAGAUGAAGCCCUCGCCAAGACUCAGCGACGGGCUAUGGCGCAGUUGCUUGAUGUUGGCAAGGAGGACUCGGCCCGCAUCCGUGUUGAGAACAUCAUCCGGUCAGACAUCACCACCGAGCUUCACGAGAUCCUGGAGCUCUACUGUGAACUUUUGCUUGCCCGCGCCGGUCUGUUGGAGGCGCCCACUUGCGAUCCUGGUCUCGAGGAGGCCGUCAAGAGCAUCAUCUACGCCGCACCCAAGACCGAAAUUAAGGAGCUCCAUCAAGUACGGACGCUGCUCGCGGAGAAGUUUGGUAAGGAGUUUGCGCUGCAGGCGGUGGAAAACUCGGAUGGCAAGGUGUCGGAGAAGGUAGUCAAGAAGCUCAGCGUGACGCCACCGCGGGAAGAGCUUGUUGUUGGCUAUCUGGAGGAGAUCGCAAAGGUGUAUGGCGUGAACUGGCCAAAGAAGAAGGCAAACUUGGGCGAGCCGCCUGAUUUCAUGGACGAGGAUGAGAGCCCGAGCGGUGGGCAGGCUCAGAAGAACCUCGAGGUACCUUUAAAGGCGGAAGAUAAGGAGGCGGAGGCUCAGGAGGAGCUCAGCAAGGCUACACCACCAGUGUCCUUCGGACCUGCGAGCCCACUACAUGUUAACCCACCACCGCCGUCAACCGACAAUAUCCAUCCCAAAGUCACCCUGAACCACCAGCAACUACAAUCAAAGCAAUCUCCAGCGGGUGGUGGAGUUGUGAAGAAGGCACCUGCGAAAGGGAGUAUCGCCGACGGCAUUCCUGACGUGGACGAGCUGGCUAAGCGGUUUGCGGCUUUGAAGAAGUAGCAGGGUUUUGCCAUAAUAUGGACUUUUUCAAGCGAUUUGAGCGUUUGCAGAACCAAACUACGAAAGUAUGGGAGCGAAUCUUUGCAGCGGUAUUUGUUGGCUCAUGACUUUUCAAGCGAAUCAUCAUCAAUUCGAAUAUUCUCGUACCUCGGCUACUCGCUUGGUGUUGACUGACCUGUUGGAUACCGCGUUGCUAUUGGCAUA